Corticium candelabrum is the source of this 1093-nucleotide messenger RNA. Its product is annotated as testis-expressed protein 26-like. The record is from RefSeq and is a predicted model, not a curated record. The coding region runs from base 148 to 972 and encodes 274 amino acids. NCBI's taxonomy places the organism in Eukaryota, Metazoa, Porifera, Homoscleromorpha, Homosclerophorida, Plakinidae. The transcript is spliced from 7 exons. Gene Ontology annotation, cellular component: cytoplasm.
AUAGAUAUGUUUGCCCGAUGAUUAGGAUUGUGUGGAGUCAGAGCGUUUAGGAAUGGACACGCCCACUAGGAGGAGUUCACGUGACACUCAUCGACAUGGCAACGCUAGACCAGGAUUGUGAUUACACAUACCAGCUAGUAGCGAUCGAUGGAAACAACACACCAGCGAGAUUUUCCGCGAAAAUACAUCAACGCUCCCGGUCCCAUCAGGCCGCCGUCGACGCAACUCUUCAACAGCAGCCAUCGCCUCGGACCGACGAGUUAUAAUGCAGACUACACGUCUAAGUCAAUAACGCGAAGCCUACCAGUUCGAUCGGGAACGUCGUCGGGAAACAGAAGAAACAACCCACAUCCACAGAAACCGUUUACGGUUUGGCGUUUUCCAUCGAAUCUACCGCGUCUGUGUGACACAGUCGAGGUGAACGUGCCGAGGCGCUUGAUCAAAAGGGUAUGUGCAGACAAGUGCAAAUCUACCUACCAGACUGAAUACAAAGGUGUUCAACAAGGUGAUUGCCCACCCGAUAUUCCUGGGUAUCUACUGGAGUCUGUUAGGGUUCCGAGGUAUAAUUUGGAUACGCUCAUGAGGAGCACGUACAAUUGGCCGAAUGUGAGACCUGCUCUCAAGGAGAACACGACAAGAUAUGGAUGUAAUGUCGACAAGAGUCUUGCAGCGACAGGAAUAGUUCCUACCCUAUCGUCAUGUGCCAACAGAAAACCAUUUUGGACUCUAACUACCUACUCCCAAGACUUCAACAGCAACUCAUUCAAACACCAGAGCAAGAAGCGGAUGAAUCAAACCAUACACGCUGCAUCCGACAACACCGUACUCAGUCUGAUGAAAAUGUGCAACUCGAAAGACAAGGUUUAUACAGAGCGAGCACUUCAAAGAGCAAAGGAAAGUUACCGACGAGCACCACAUAAAUACAAUGGAUCGGCAAUGACUGCCUCACGGCACCAAAAUUUUUGUCAUUGACUGUUUGUUUGUUGAUAACGUGUACAAAUUGUAAUUUCUUAUAAGAGCAACAUCAAGAUAUGAGAACAUCAUAAGCAUAUUCGAUCAUCAAGUAGAUAGUGUAACACUGAAGCAAUACUUU